AUGUGCGGAUUUACGGCAUGUGUUGCGCUGCGCGAGAGUUACAGCAAUGGCCACAGCAAUGGCAAGAGUAACGGAAAGAACGAUGGAGAGAGCAACGGCCAUAUCUCACCCGAAACGCUGCGUACCCAGCUCCAAUCGUCCAUUGAUCUCCUCAAUCACCGCGGACCGGAUGAAUCGGACAUAUGGAUCAGCCCCGACGCCCGCGUGGGUCUCGCUCACUGUCGACUAUCUAUCAACGACCUCACCCCUAGCGGCCGCCAACCAUUGCACAGCGACUGUGGAGAGAUACAUGCUGUCGUCAAUGGCGAAAUAUACGACCACGAUAAGCUUCGCAACGAGUGCACUGCUAAACAUGGCUAUGUUUUCAGUAGUACGAGCGACAGUGAACUCGUCAUUGCGCUGUACAAGAUCCACGGAGCGCCUGCCUUUUUGGAACAUCUCCGCGGCGAAUUCGCCUUUGUCCUGUUGGACAACCGCGAAGGUUCGAAUCACGUGGUAGUCGCCCGCGACCGAUUCGGUAUCAAACCACUCAUGUGGACCAAGCUGAACAGCCAUAUCGUACUGGCGGCUGAGGCGAAGGCGUUCCUGCCGCUCGGAUGGGAGCCUGAGUGGGACGUUGGUGCAAUUGUGGACGCUGGAUGGAUGUUUGAUGCGCGCACGCUGUUCAAGGGUGUGUACAAGGUGCUGCCCGGCCAUUAUAUGGAGAUUACCGACGAGCGCGGCGUAGAGAUGCAUUGCUAUUGGGAUGCCGAGUAUGAGGACAAGACCAAGAUCGAGACUCGCACCAUCGAUGAAAUGGUGCAAGGCGUUCGCGAGCGACUCGUCGAAGCUGUGAGACUGCGGCUGCGCGCUGAUGUACCCAUCGGUGUGUACCUAUCUGGAGGAAUCGACUCAUCCGCCAUUGCGGGCAUCGCAACACAGCUAGCACGUGAAGAACACGUCAAGCUAGGUAGUCAAGCAGCGACGCGCGUGUCGUGCUUUAGUGUGCGCUUCCCCGACGACUCGGGCUACGACGAGUCGAGCAUCGCCGAGCGCACUGCCGAGUGGCUGGGCGUUGAGGUGCUGAAGCAGGAUGUGAACGAGGCAUCGUUAGCCCACGACUUCGCGGAUACGGCCUAUCACUGCGAACACCACCACUUCGAUCUCAACUGCGUCGCCAAGUUUGCUCUCUCGACGCUGCCGCGCGCAAAUGGCGUCAAGGUGGUGCUUACGGGCGAGGGUGCUGACGAGCAUUUUGCUGGCUACCCCUAUUUCCCGGCAGAGUUCCUGCGUGAGCCUGAUCUAGCAUUGCCAUCAUCACCUCUUGCUGCUAAUCCCGCUUUACGCGAGGGCAUGCAGCGCGCUGCUGACAACGAGAUGCGCGCCAUCUGGAAAUCCAUCGGCGCUGACGGUAGUGGUGAGAGUUUCGCCGACUCUCUGCUGGCCUGGCACCCGCGGGCCACCCUCUUCGCGCCUUGGGUGCGUGCCAGCCAUGCCAAUGUCGACUAUCUGGCCACUUUGCGCUCUUCAUAUGCUCCAGAUGUGCGUGACAAGAUGGCCACACGUUGGCAUCCAUUGCACACGGCCGAGUACAUGUGGAACAAGAACUCGCUAGCCAACGUGCUGCUCUCGUGUCUAGGCGACCGCACCGAGAUGGCCCACAGCGUUGAGGCUCGUACGCCGUUUCUCGACCACCACUUGGCCGACUACGUAAAUAAUCUGCCACCCAGCGUCAAGCUUGCCUACACGCCUAUCAACAACGACCAGUCGCAGGAGGAGAGCAGUAAUCACGGACCUGUCUGGAAAGCCUCCGGCAAGGCUCUGCAAUCGUUGACAGCGAAAUGGAUCUUACGCGAAGCCGUGCGCCCGUACAUCACCGACGAGUUGUAUCGCCGCAAGAAACACCCCUUCCUUGCCCCGACCAAAUGGCCACAUGGCGGUCCGUUGCACUGUACUUUUGUGCAACUCCUAACGCGAGAUGCUGUUGACCAGCUGGGUUUUGUCGAUUAUGCUGUUAUCGAACAUUCGUUGGAAAUUGCCUUUGGUGACAAAGCAGACGCCACUGCCUUCCGUACCCUGACUUAUGUCGCGGCUUGGGUAGUCCUGUCCAAGCGCUUUGGAGUCAAGAAAGCCAGCUCGAACGGACGCACAUAUUAG
Molecule: messenger RNA, 2136 nt
Organism: Dothidotthia symphoricarpi CBS 119687
Lineage: Eukaryota; Fungi; Ascomycota; Dothideomycetes; Pleosporales; Dothidotthiaceae
Product: glutamine-hydrolyzing asparagine synthase
Exons: 1
Coding region: 1-2136 (711 amino acids)
Cellular component (GO): cytosol
Molecular function (GO): asparagine synthase (glutamine-hydrolyzing) activity
Source: RefSeq, a predicted model, not a curated record